This is a messenger RNA of Coffea eugenioides, 1168 nucleotides long. Its product is annotated as single-stranded DNA-binding protein WHY2, mitochondrial. Gene Ontology annotation, molecular function: single-stranded DNA binding. The transcript is spliced from 8 exons. The coding region runs from base 124 to 852 and encodes 242 amino acids. Gene Ontology annotation, biological process: defense response; regulation of DNA-templated transcription. Lineage: Eukaryota; Viridiplantae; Streptophyta; Magnoliopsida; Gentianales; Rubiaceae. The record is from RefSeq and is a predicted model, not a curated record.
UUCGUUCCGUUCCUCCGGAGCACUUUGAUUUCUCUCUCCACUCUCCAUCCAUCCAAGAGCAAGAGCAAGACGACUCCUAUCCUAUCCUAUCGCUCCGGCUGAAGUUAGCGGGUCGGGUCGGCAAUGUUGUCCAGGCUUUCCAAGCAGCUUUCGCUGUCCGCUUCCACUUCCAGGAACUUACUCUUUCAAAAGUGGUUCUCUCCAAAUGACGGAACUUCUCUGUGGUCCUGUUCCUUUGCCACGCAAUCUGGAACAUCUACUGCUAGACAAAGUUUCGUGGCAGAUGGGAGCAUGACGGAUAAAAUAUUUGCUUCUUAUUCUGUAUACAAAGGCAAAGCUGCAUUGUCCACCUCACCAAUGCUCCCAACAUUCAGAAAACUGGAUUCUGGUGGUGUCAAACUUGAUCGCAAGGGAUCAAUCAUGCUGACAUUCUGGCCUGCGGUUGGUGAGCGCAAGUAUGAUUGGGAAAAGAAGCAGUGUUUUGCCUUAUCUGCGACGGAGGUUGGAUCGAUGAUAAAUAUGGGUCCUCAAGACACUCGUGAAUUCUUCCAUGACCCUGCUAUGCUGUCAAGCAAUGCUGGUCAAGUUCGGAAGAGCUUAUCAAUCAAGCCGCAUGCUGAUGGUAGUGGCUAUUUCUUCUCAUUGAAUGUUGUUAACAAUAUUCUGAAAACCAAUGAACGAUUCGUGGUUCCUGUGACUGCUGCUGAAUUUGCAGUUAUGAGAACAGCUUUUAGUUUUGCUCUGCCGCGCAUAAUGGGAUGGGACCAAUACAGUAACCAGCCACUUGGGACCGCACAUAAGAACCCAUCAAAGGUGCUUCCUCACCUAACGGACUCGGAAUGGGAUAAAUGAAGCUCUGUGCAGGUGAUCUGUAUGUAAUUAGUGUGAGUUUUGGCAGCACCUCCGCUUAUUUGGCCGAUAGAAGAAAGACGAAGUUUGUCUGGGUGUUGCCGUGUUGUUACUUUUGUGGAUUUGGUGCACUAGUGAUUAAUUUAUAUGUGGCCGACCGAAUGAAUGCUGAGGUUGGCCUGGAGAUUGUUGUUCCCCUAUUUUGUAUAUCAGGAGGGAAUGCAGCAACAGUUCUAAUGGACGGUUCUAAAAACUGUCUUUUAACUCCUGAGUGGAUGGACAUCCUUCAAUGGAAUGAAAGACAAUUCCAGUCUAAUGA